Molecule: messenger RNA, 2180 nt
Organism: Jatropha curcas
Lineage: Eukaryota; Viridiplantae; Streptophyta; Magnoliopsida; Malpighiales; Euphorbiaceae
Product: zinc finger (C3HC4-type RING finger) family protein / BRCT domain-containing protein
Molecular function (GO): metal ion binding
Source: RefSeq, a predicted model, not a curated record
CAAUUAACAAAGUAGCGGAUUUCAUAAGAAUUUCAAAUAUUUGCAUUUCCCGGCAAACCUCCCUGCAAAUCUGCCAUUGAAGAAAAAGAUUCCUUUCACAGCGUCUCCAAUCUCGCACCAUCCAAUCUCACGGUGUAAUUCUCUCUACAGAAACUGUCGACAUAGAAGAAUUCGGUGCUGUGGAUUACCAGUUAACGAAGAUUCAGUGGAUUAGAAAAUCAUAAUUCGAAUUGAAGUACUGAUUAAAGCGCGUGCAGAAAUUGAGAUUCAGUCUCCUGAGUCUAUGGAUUACCCAAUUCGAGGAAUGGAGACUGUGGUGGCAACUGUUAGUGGCUACCAUGGCUCCGAGCGGUUCAACCUCAUCAAGCUGAUAUCUCAGGCCGGUGCCAAUUAUGUAGGUGCAAUGUCAAGAUCGACUACACACUUGAUUUGUUGGAAAUUUGAAGGGAGGAAAUAUGAUCUUGCCAAGAAGUUAAAAAUAGUCAUAGUUAAUCAUCGGUGGGUGGAAGAUUGCAUAAAGGAAGGGAAACGUGUUCCGGAGCAUCCAUACAUGCUGCAAAGUGGAAAAGAAGUUGGGCCUUUAUUGCUGGAGGUCCCAUUUAUUGAUAAGGCUGGAUUCUCGCAUCAAAACCGUGAAGCAUUGUCUGAUAAAUCCAACACUUUUGAAGACUCUGAACGACUACUAAAUGGUUUGGGCUGUGGGGAUUCUAGCCUUGCUGGUUGGACUGAUUCUUUUUUGUUGAAUGAGAAUUUGUUUCCUGAGCUGAACAAAAACAACAUUAACUUAUCUAAAUCAAUGCCUAAACGGACGAAAAAGCCUACAAGACAGAAAGACAGGUCAUAUGGCAGAUACUGUUUUCAGGACCCUCCUUUAUCUGGACUAGUUGAAUUAGAGCAUGAAAAUUCAAGUUCAAAAUCAUCCAUGCACUCUGUGAGAGAAAAAGGGAAGAUUUCAGGCCAUGAAGAGUCAAUAUUUGAUGUCAUGGACAGUCAACUAGCGAGGGGGAAAAGGAAGAUUUCUGAUGAUAUUGGAAGUACAUUUUUAGCUGAACCUCCUCCUAACGGGCGGAGGCUUGUAAAGAAAAAUGUUCGCAAAAACAAUUUGCAGAUAGAGCUUUCAGAUUCUGACCAAGAGAGCAACCCGAUUAGACUUCAUAACAAGAACAGUGAAGCUGCAGCUUCCUCUAAAUAUGAAGGUUAUGACAAGAAUGUUAAUAUAUUCGAAACUGGAAGAGCAUCUGAUGCUCCGUUGACUGGCGUUGGGGCUUCUUCAAAUGAAGCUUUUGAUGAUAUUGAAGAUAUAAAAGAUUCAAAUCAAUCAACUACAGCAAAGGAUUCAAACCCAUAUCUUGAGGAGGCACUGAUUGGAAUGGAUGGAUCAGAAAGUCGUCCUGCUAUUGAGAACUUUGCUGGCAAGAAUAAGGAAGCAAGUGUUGAACCCAAUAGCAAAUCAGAGGACUUAUCGUGUAUAAUAUGUUGGACAGAGUUUUGUUCAACCAGAGGUGUUUUGCCAUGCAAACAUCGAUUUUGCUAUUCAUGCAUCCAAAACUGGGCUGAUCAAUUGAUUUCGAGCAGAAAGAAUCCAACAUGUCCUUUGUGCAAGGCUAGAUUUGUAAGCAUUACUAAAGUGGAGCACGCAACCACUUCUGAUCAGAAAAUGUACUCUCAAACUAUUCCGUGUGCCUCAACAACAGAUAUUUUUUUAUUAAAUGAUCAAGAAAGAUGCAGAUUUGGUGGUGAGUCCUCAUUACCCACAGUUUGUGCUGAAUGCUUUUGCCGGGAACCUGAGGAUCUUCUCAUUAGCUGUCAUUACUGCCAAAUUCAAUGUAUUCAUAUGUACUGCCUGGACCCUCCUUUGUUACCAUGGACAUGCAUGCACUGUAAGGAUCUCCAAAGACUUUAUCAUCAUGCCAGAUAAUAUGUUUCACAGGAAUACUUUCUUACACUACAAGAAUCUACAUUUCUUAUACGCCUAUGAUGCAUUUUACUUGAGCGCUGCUGUAGCAGUUUCAGUCUGUGUACUAUCUGUCACUCAAAACAAAUUGAUGCACGUUUCUUUAUUUAAUUAGUCUUAACAAGAGCUAGUUAUUGAAUUUCUUAUACUUAUUAAGCAACAUUUGAGACAUCUGUUCCUAGAGCCCAACUCUCUACACUUCUAAAGAAGCAUUUUGGCCCAACAA